Molecule: messenger RNA, 1307 nt
Organism: Pelobates cultripes (western spadefoot toad)
Lineage: Eukaryota; Metazoa; Chordata; Amphibia; Anura; Pelobatidae
Source: the annotation of a GenBank genome assembly
GAUCAAGGUCUGCAAAGAAAGCGAAAAAAUUACCAAAAAAAGCAGUCCUUAUACUAUCUAACUGGCUGUACAGAAAUUGCUCAAACCCGUACCCGAAUGAUCUGGAAAAAGCCAAGAUGAUGGAGGAAACUAGCUUAACCCGUCAACAGGUAUGUAACCUGAUCCCAUUCUAUACCUGGGAUGCCGUUAGACAGCCUGAACCUUCUAUAGGAAUAGUAAAGUUAGUGUUCCAUUGUGAUUUGUCUACUAUUAAAUCUCUCACUGAUACUUUCAGAACUGGUCUUUAUAAAUCAUAUAUGCUGUGAAACAUAAGCUGGUCCGGUCAUGGCUGUAUUUUGGCACUGCAGUUGUUGCCAUCUGUUUCCCAUAAUACUUAGCUAUCUUUGCUAUGCAUCAUGGGAAAUGUGGUCCACAACAACUACAGUAUCAAGAAUCAAAGUUCUACAUGUAUAUAGAAAAUGUCUAAGAAAAACAAUUAGAGGAGGACUUGGCAGAGAGGGGUUAACAUAUGAGAUUCUCCUAUAAUAACAAUAUUAUUCAGCCCUGCUUGCAAAUGAACUGCUCUAGAGGAUAAUUUCCAUUCAGCAAAACUAAAAGCAGAUGCACAAUGUUCAGAAUUUAUAAAAAUUAAAAAAGAAAAAGGGACACACUAUUGUAGUCAACUGACGACAUGAGAAACACAAACAGGGUAGAUGUAUUUCUUUAUGUAUUUUUGAAUGUAUGAAUCAAACAUCCUUGAUUGUUACUGUACAGAAAAUACUCAUGAUUGUUAAGGUCUAAAUAACAAUGUAUGUACCAACUGCCAUUGUGAAGAUAUCUGUAAUUGCUACUGUAAUGUAUAUUUGAAAAAAUAAACAUAACAUUAAAAAUAAGAUAGCACAAUAAUGUUUGUAUAAUGUUAUAAAAGAAUGACUGGAUAUGUGGAGGGUUUUGAAGUAUCUUACGUUAGAUAAUGAAAGUUUGGAGAUAUAUAUAUAUAUUAUUAUUUUUUUUAAUUUAUAUUCAUUCACAAUGAUAGACCCCUUUAUCCUCUCUGUUUGCAGAUAGAUGACUGGUUCAUAAACGCCAGGCGUAGGUCUUUGCUGAAGAUACGACAGGAAAAAGGUCUCCCCCCACCCAGAUUCAAAGGGGGAAAGAAAAAUGUCAUGCCUGCACCCACCCUUCCUUUCACCAGCAUGGUUGCUACGGUGUCCAUGCAGGUUAGGAGCCCUCCUGAAGUUCCAAGCCAGCAUCCUGAAGUUCAAAGCCAGCCUUCUGCAGAUGAAAUAAAUCCGAUUAAUUGUGAGGACAGAAUGAGAAGGUUCCAG